AGGCUUCAUUUCUUAAUUAACAGUAUCCAAUUAUCGGUAGACGUUGUCACACUAGCGUAAUGUGCAAAGACUGGAAACGAAAAUCUGACCCUCUCUUGCAAAACAGUUAUGUAAGUGGAGAACCACCGAUUCUACAAAAUUACAAACCGACGACGAAAGAAGAAGAAUUAUGAACGUCAACUUAUUAUCAGAGAAAUAUGGAAGCGGUUCUGUUCAAAUGAACUGCAGUUUACCAACUUCGAAUUUAAGACCUAAAACUUGUGUGUGUUGGAUAUUAAUUUAAAAACUAUUAUCGAGAGGAGCAUGAAGACGAGAGAGAUAGGCUCACGUAGCGCUGAUAGAUGUGAUUAAUAAAAAAGUUUGAGAGACUUUCAAAAUGAAGAGGAGUUCCAGAAGAAGAGAUUCCCUAAGAAUAAGACCGCCAUCUGACGGUACUGGGACUCCAGUGUCUUUGCAGUCAACACUCUUUAGCCACAGUUAUCAAAGUACAUCUGAAUCUGUUGUUGUCCCAGAAACUCCUAACAAUUCUUUUAACUACCCUGUGAAUGACAUUAGCAUUACUGGUGGAACUGUGCUUGAGACACCUGACACUCCAGCUCCUGAACUUAUGGACAUUUCUGAGAAUGGGGUUCCCCAGGCGCUUGACAAAGACAUCCGUAAUAAAAGCUUUGAAAACUUGAUCUUCACAUCUAACAUUGCAAAAGUACUUGACAAAGAUCUCAUGUCCACAGAUGAGGAGGAUGCCUCUAUUCUGGAUGUUACGCGUGAGCUUAACGUGCAAGGCAUGAGUGUUAUGUCAAUUCUUGAAUCUGAAGAUACCUUUGUUCAGUCCUUGCAUAGUCAGAACAGGAAAAAUAGUUCUAGAAUUAGUGUAAAUAAGCAGUGUUUGCAAUAUGUCUCGCCAUUGAAAAGGAAAAAGCGAAGGUCUCUUGCAGAAGUAAUCUUACCAUUUGAUUUGAAUGAUAAUGACAAAUUAUCAAAGAAACUUCAGAGUAUACAAGAAAUUGAAGAAAGUACAGCUAAAGUCAGACAAAGACGUCGUUCAUACACUGUUGUCAAAACCAAGAAAAGUAAAGAUAGACAGAGGCCCCUGAUCAAAAGUCGAGUGAGCCUUCAAUUUUCUGACCUUAACCUAAAGGACACAUCCGUACCAAAGAAUUAUGAUCCCCAAGUUAAUGAUACUACUCCUAAUACCAGUUCUGUACUUAAAGAAAGUGUGUCAGAAAAUGAAUGUAGUACUUUGUUUUCUGAAAACGAAAGUGAUGAUACAAGUGCCCUAACCAGUGUUAAUAAGUCUGUAAUUAAUAUUAUAAAAGGACUUCAGUCACAAAGUUCUCCAGAAGGUGCUCAUGAUGGUGACACUGUCCCUGUAAAGUCAUCAUUGCAUCUUGAAAGUACUACACCUUCAUUACCACAACAACAAAUAAACCGGAUUCCUUCACAAAUGCCAUCUAAGGAAGCCAGUUACUGUGAUGCAGGGAGAAGGAGCAGCGGUGAUGAUUAUCCCCAAACUCAACCAGCCUCAACAUUGAUUUUGGAAGAUGUUGUGGCUUAUGUAGAAGUACGUAUUAAGAGAGCUAAUCAUUCAGAUGUUAUAAAAGACCAACUGAAAGCUCUUGGUGCAGUUGUGAGGGAAAGGCUGACUUCUGAUGUGACACAUGUUAUAUUUAGAGAUGGUAGUAAGGGAACUUUUAAUCGAGCUAAGAAACGAGGCCUACAUUUGGUUUCUUCCUUAUGGGUUGAUGCUUGCAAGGAAACAUUUCAGCGUGUUUCUGAAGCAUUGUAUCCUAGUACCUCUCUUGAAUCUUAUAACAACCCACUCUUCCUGUCAAAACUGAGGAAACAGAAAUCAAUGCAGCCUAGGGAUUUGAGUGAAGAGGAACGGAUUGCUGAAAUUAGAGUUAAGCGAAAAAGGAGAAUCUUGAAAUCUUCAGUUGGUUCUACACCAUUGGAGGAAAAUCUUGGGACUUGUACUCCAAAACAUCAGCAUGUAGAUACUGAGGAAGAUGUAAAUUCACCAUUAUUUGGGAUCAGUCAUCUCUUGACACCUAAACAGCGAAUGCCAAGGCAGUCUUGUGGCAGUGUUGAGACUACAUCGGCAGAAAGUGAUUUAGAUGCAAGUUUCACUACUCCUUUGUCAAAGAGACUUUAUAAGAGAUUUGUAACACGUCAGGGGAGAAAAAGUCUGUCGCAAGAAAGUUUGGAUAAUGAAAAUGAAAUCAAUUCAGGCAAUUAUGAUCAUAACAAAGAAUUAGUUGUAGGAUCAUCUAGGCUACCAGGCAUUGACAUGGAAGAGAACUCAACCACUGAUACUUCAAGUUCUGAUGCAAGGAGUGGGAAGCUGGUGGAAAAUAACUGUAGAAAAAAUAAUAGAAGUAUUUCUGGUGUGUUUGAAUUGCAUUUAUCUUCAGAUACAAAUUCUGAGCCUGGAACAGUGGAUAAUCCUGCACAUAUCUUAGACAGUGAUCAAGUACUGGAUCAAAUUCCAAGAUUAAGGAGGUCACAAAGACUGAGCUUAAAUAAUAAUGCUGUUGUGACAAAUCUCUGUCAUAGGAAUGACAAAGUAAAAAGUAAAAAUGGAAGUGAUGAGUCUUUCAACAUAAAGAUUGGUACUAAUCUUGGGAAGGAGCAUAAUAAAGUGAAUGGUGGAAGUAGUAUCCACUUGAGCAAUGCAUUGAAUUUACAGAGACACUCAGAAGUGUCAAAUCAUAAAAAUUUGAGGAAAGUGAAAUUGAAAGAAAAGCAAGAUUUAUUGACAGGAAAAAUUACGGUAAACACUUGGAAAGGAAAAUCAGACACUGGAGUUUGUAGCAUAGUGGAAUCCUUAGAUACCCAUGAAAACUUUGCUCAUGCACAGGAAAACAACAACUUCCUUACUGAUCAAGAAGGAAAUCUAUCUGAUGAAGAACCUUCCAGUAGCUGCAUAAGUUCAAAAAGUAAAGGGCGAAGGUUGUUUUCCCUAGAAUGUUUAGAGCCUUCUCAAGAACUUAUAAUUCCUAGUACACCAUUGCGUUCUCAAGAUUAUUCUGCGGGUCCCUAUUCUGAUUUGCGAGUGAAAAAAAGUAAUACACAACGGGCUGCUUUGAGAGAAUUAGUAGGCAGUAGCAAAAUUAUAUCUCGAGAAAAGAAAAAAACUGUUUCAAGAGCCCAGAGGUCUUUAAUGUCACCAAGUACAACAGCUUCUGACAGCUGUCCCUCUGAUGUGUUCCCAAGCUCAGAUGAAGAACCAACAGCUUUCAAAAUCUUUCCCCUCCCAAGAAUAAGAAAGUCCAUUGAAGAAUUUAAGAUUGCAAGUAAGCCCUCAGGGAGAAAGCAGCAAACUUCUCAAAGGAAUUCAAGUCUUUGUCUUACAAGUUUUCAUUCCAAGGAAAGGAAAUGUGUUGUCCAAAUCAUCAAGAAGCUGGGAAGGUUUACUAUAACUGAUGAAGUUGACAACAAUACAUCCCAUGUAAUAUGCGGAGAAGAAAGACGAACUCUCAAUGUCUUGUUUGGCAUUGCACGGGGUUUAUGGAUUCUUGAUAAAAUGUGGCUAUAUGAAUCAUUGGGCAUGGAGAAGUGGGCACCUGAAGAACCAUUUGAAGUUUUUACAUACUCUCCAGGUGCAAAGAUUUGUCGAGAGCAGCGUGAAGCACAAGGAGAGUCAUAUAGACAAACACUGUUUUCUGGUGUUGGAAGUGUCUACGUCCUAGAUGGUUGCAGUCCCCCAUCAGACCAGCUAAGAAAACUUCUGUCACUGUGCGGGUGCGACAUCGUCUCCAGUGUUCGGAAUGCUAACCUUGUGGUGUGUAAUCCUACAUUAUACUCUAGCAUAAGAAAUCGAUCUCAGGUUACAUAUGUUUCAGAAGUAUGGGUUUUGGAUUCUGUUCAGCACCAUAAAGUUCAAAAUCUAGAUAACUACAAGAUUGUUGAUACUGUUGAUACUAACACAGAGUCUCCGGGAACACAAGUUUAGUGUUAUAAGUGAAUUACUGUAUUAUUAUUCUUAUUGUUUUGAAUGACAAUAUUAAAAUCUGACCAGAA
Molecule: messenger RNA, 4020 nt
Organism: Macrobrachium nipponense
Lineage: Eukaryota; Metazoa; Arthropoda; Malacostraca; Decapoda; Palaemonidae
Gene: MCPH1
Exons: 10
Coding region: 377-3952 (1191 amino acids)
Biological process (GO): mitotic cell cycle
Source: RefSeq, a predicted model, not a curated record